Trematosphaeria pertusa is the source of this 2263-nucleotide messenger RNA. RefSeq lists its product as uncharacterized. Bases 55 to 2163 code for a protein of 702 amino acids. The transcript is spliced from 3 exons. NCBI's taxonomy places the organism in Eukaryota, Fungi, Ascomycota, Dothideomycetes, Pleosporales, Trematosphaeriaceae. The record is from RefSeq and is a predicted model, not a curated record.
UUCAGACCUCGAUGAGGACCAUCAAAUGACUGGAUAGCACGCCAAUCUGCCACAAUGCCGGCUGAUCGCCUUCUGUCGACUCUCUUGCGCUCUCUGCAGACGUACACAGAUCAGCAAGACACGCCGCGGAUCCUUGGAACCGCUUCGUCCCUUCUCACGACUCUCGGAAAUCCUCACAACCUCAGCCUCCUAACCUCCCAUCUCCUAACUGCGCCAGCGCUCUGGGACCGUCCCGACGGCGUGCGAACACCCCUCCGCCUGCUCUCCGUAUUUCACACCGCCGUCACUACGGUAAUAAACUACCACAAUGACGUCCGUCAUCACAAAGCUCCGAAGCUACUCCCCAGUCAGACGCCUACAGGUGGUGGCCUCCCGCUGGACGAUUGGAUACGCGCAGUAGUGGCUGGAGCAGACGACCGAAGCCAGCGAUGGAAGCAUCUAGUGGUGCUGGGCGGGCUGUUGAUCGGCGUCGCCAGUCUUGAAGAGCAAGGAAUGGACUUGUAUUGGGCGUCUAGCAUGAGGAAGAGAGUGGAAGCUGCGCUGGUCAAGGCGGCAAACCUGGCCCUCGUCCAAGUCCGAGAGCGAUCCGAAGCAGACGGUCUGGGAGGACAGACGAUUACGCUUGUGCUCAACCACGCUUUUGGCGGCCUUACGGGUGCGGAGAGGGCACAGAUUGAUUACGACCUGCUGUUGCCGGUGCUGAUUGGCACAACGUAUUUCUCGAACGAGGGAUUCCAGUCGGCCUACUUUCUGGGCGGCUUGGAUCUAGAUAUUAAAGUCAAGGCAAAGAAGCUCGAUUGGGAUGCCCGAUCAAGUUCGUAUCGGCAGGUUGAAGCCAUCAUGGCGAGACCACUGGUUUCCUCAAUGGGGCCAUUGUCGAGGUUUAUCGCGCAUUCAGUCGAAAACGUGAGGGACCCCUGGUUGAUCCAGACCAUGAUGGACGACCUCGCAAGCUUUGCAAGAGCUCUCACUACUCAAUGGAGGCAGAUUAAGUUCUCCGAAAUCGACCCGGCCGAAGAAUCCGUCUAUCUCGAAGAGGACGCACUUAACAGGACGCUUCCUCUACUUUGGAAGCUCUUGAAGACUGCCUUGUUCGCUACGACCAUCGUUAUAACAGGGGUAUUUAGUCGGACUCUCGGCGAUAAAGUCCUCGCCGGAGAUGCCGUAGCACCGGUCCUGGCAUCACAAGCGCUCAACACGCUCCGCCACCUGUACUUUAUCACAUCACGACUUGGACCAGCUUCCUUCUCCCAGCAUACAUUUGUCUACCUCACGGCCAUCGAUAUCCUCUCCGCAUACCCUAUGCAUGCUGAUAAAUUCCUCAAAUCUAUCGCACCACAACAACUCGGCCAGAUACCACGACAUCCGCUCGAUCGCAUACUGGAUCUCUACUUCCUCAACACUGCCGAGCACUUUACGUUGGUGCUAUCGCCUGCGACGAAUGAGGAUCUCCUCGUGGCAUCUGCUGUUCCGUAUCUCGCCGCUGGUGGAAAUCACAACAUGCUUCCCAUCUUUGAGGCCGCACAUAGUGUGAUGCUAGCCGUGCUCUCCGCAUCGCAAUCGGCGGAGAUCACUGCGAAACAUCUCCCAUUUUACAUCGACGCACUGUUCAGCGUCUUCCCUCAUAACCUAUCACCACGGCAAUUCCGACUCGCAUUCAAGACCCUGAUGCGGGUUACCGCACCUUCGUCAACACUCUCGGCAUCCCACCCAGACCUUCCGGCGACGUUAAUGGAGUUGGUAUUCCACCGGGCGUUCAAUGCACCUACCCAACCUCUACCUCCUGAUGAAACGACGUUAGCGCUGCAAGGGUCCGACGCCCCACCGCCACCGCUCUCUGAACAAGCUGUCCUAGCUUUGACCCUAAUCGAUGCGUUACCAUUCCUGCCAAUUCUACUCUUGGAAGAGUGGAUGCCGCUAUGCGCGGAACUACUCAAUCAAAUUGAUGAUGAUAUCAUGCGGGAAGCCGUCAAAGCAAGAUAUUGGGAAGUGCUUGUUAGCGGCGAAAUGGAUCCUGAACGCAGCGCAUCAGCCGUUGCCUGGUGGGGCACGAGAGGCGGCAGAGAGCAGGUCCUGUUUGGGAGGGAAAGCGAAAGCGACGGGCUCAAGAUGAUGAGUGGAGCUUUGCCAACUGAGGGAGCGCCUCGUGAGAGCAAGUUGUAGGCUUCAGGAUAUUUCUACUUGGGCGACAUCCACUCGGGCUAGACUACGCUCUCUGAUGGCUACCUGUUGAUUUGUUGCGCACUCGCUACCUCUCCUCAAG